Messenger RNA from Sander lucioperca (pikeperch), 3733 nucleotides. It is a transcript of the gene zc3h7a, whose product is annotated as zinc finger CCCH-type containing 7A. The record is from RefSeq and is a predicted model, not a curated record. NCBI's taxonomy places the organism in Eukaryota, Metazoa, Chordata, Actinopteri, Perciformes, Percidae. Gene Ontology annotation, biological process: miRNA processing. Gene Ontology annotation, molecular function: protein binding; metal ion binding; miRNA binding. The transcript is spliced from 23 exons. The coding region runs from base 229 to 3213 and encodes 994 amino acids.
ACUGUCAGCCGGGGGGAGGCACUGCGCUGGUGUCGAUGUUCGCUCUACCUCGAGUCAAAGUAGAAGAAGAAGAAGCAAAGGGCGGCCUUCAGCGAUACAGCACGUCUAGCCAAGUUAUUUUAGCUAGAACGAGAAAUCACUUUCCCUUCUUUUAGAUAACCGACAUAAGGGUUGUUUGGAAUAAAGAUCCAUUCAUGUGCUGACAGAGGAGUGGAUAUUAAUACAAACAUGUCUGGAGCAUGUCAGGACAGAAGGAGUCGCUGGCAGGAGAUUCAGAAAGGCCUACAGUUCAUCCAAUCAACCCUUCCAUUUCCUGGAAGUCAAGAGCAGUAUGAGGUGUUCAUUAAGGAUCUCGUGUGGAAUCUUUUUGGAGAAGGAAAUGAUGUGUUUAAAGAAGGGGAGUGGACAAAAUCCAUCGAGAUGUACACCGAAGCCUUGAGUAUAGCGGAGUAUGCUGACUCGGAAGAUAUUUGUGUUCCAACACGAUUACUGGAAAAGCUGUAUGCAAAUCGAGCUGCCGCGUACCUAAACAUUGUUCCGGGACUGUAUGACCAAGCAUUAGAAGACUGUGAAAAGGCUCUCCAGUUGAACGAGGGGAACUACAAAGCGCUGUACAGAAAAGCUAAAUCCUUGAAGGAGAUGGGGAGACAUCAAGAGGCCUAUGAGGCUGUUGCCAAAUGCUCUCUAGCAGUGCCUCAGGAUACCAGUGUCACACAGCUGACUCAGGACCUUGCCAAAAUUUUGGGAUUGAAAAUCCGUAAAGCUUAUGUAAGGAGUAAGCCUGCCUUGAAUGUUUUGCGAGGAUCAAAUUAUCAGGAUGCGUCAUGUGACAAGUUUUCCCAUGGCUCGCCUUCAGUUGAAGAUAUAGAAAUUGAAGUGCCUCAGCUAACCCAGGAUAGCAGUGUUUUGGCUCUUGCCCCAGCUCCAAGCCAAGCUCCAGUGGCAGUGCACCCGGCUCUAAAUGAAGCAGUGGUGGAUGAACUUCUUCCCAAAAACAGUAUCUCGUCGGUGUCCCUGUCUGAGCCGCCAGGCUUCGAGUCCGUUCCCAAGCCUGUAUCUGUAUCCACGUCGGUCCCCCUUCCCGUGCCCACAUUUGUUAAUGGGUGCAGAACCAGCAAGCCUUGUAUGAUGCUUGAAACGAGUCAAGAUUUUGACGCAGACAUCAUUGGGGACGACCUAGAUGAUCUACUGGACCAAGCUGGCCCGGAGUCAGCCAUGGUUAUACCCACAAUGAAGGGGCCUCUCCCUCUGCCAACCAGUAUUGCCUCGGGCAGUUCCAUGUCGAGUUCAUUCCUGAUGCCAUCUCACAUCAACUCAUUUCUCCACAGCAGUACCCAGCAGUGCACCGUAACUCUGCCCCCGCUGUAUCACAAGUCGGGGUCAAGUACGUAUUUUGGUAUAGACACUUUUGACGCCCUCCCCCCACCACUGGACUCCCUGGAUAGUCUCACCAUGAACGACUAUAAAACAGUGACAGAUUAUGCUCAGAAUACAUUCAUUCCACAGCUGAACAAUAAUGAAACCCCAAUGGGAAUGGCUGUGGGUAUGCCUGAAGUGAAGGGUCUUCCUGCUGCUGUAGACUUAGCAAAGAACCCCUUAGCUGAAACACAUGAAUUCAAACAAGCGUGCUCGGCCUGCUACAUUAAAACUGGGCCCGGUGUGUUGGAUUACACACUUCAUACAGAAGAGCAUAAAUGCAGAAAGGACGCUUUACUUGGCAGAAUCAAACAUUCACCAGACAAAUCGUGGAAGCUCAUUCGGCCCAGACCAACAAAAACCCAAUAUGUUGGACCUUAUUACAUUUGCAAAGAGGUGGCUAUUGGAAAAGAGUGCCUGUACCCUGGCCACUGCACAUUUGCAUAUUGCCAGGAAGAGAUUGAUGUUUGGACUCUGGAGCGGAAAGGGUUUAUCUCCAGAGAGCUACUCUUCGAUCCUUAUGGGCCCAACUCCAACAUCAGGUUGACUGUCCCCAAGAUCUUACAGGAGCAUCAUGGGAUAUUCAUGUUUCUCUGUGGAGUGUGCUUUGACCAUAAACCCAGAAUAAUCAGCAAAACCAACAAAGAUGACUCAUCACUUUGCUCUCAUCCAGUGACCAAGCAUGACUUUGAGGAUCAUAAGUGCCUGGUCCACAUUUUGAAGGAGAACACAGUCCGUUAUUCCAAAAUCAGACCGUUGAGUCCUCAGUGCCAGCUGGAUCUUUGUCGCCAUGAAGUGCGCUACGGCUGCGUGAGAGAGGACGACUGCUUCUACGCCCACAGCCUCAUCGAGCUGAAGGUCUGGAUGAUGCAGCACGAGCUCGGUAUCACUCAUGAAAGUAUUGUCCAAGAGGCGAAGAAGUUUUGGAAUGCAACAGCUUCGUUGCAGGGAGCCCAGCAGCUUUCCAGUGCACAGAGGAGGUUCGGGCCUCCAAAUCUGAAGAUGAUGUUUGUUUGUGGCCAGUGUUGGAGAAAUGGCCAACUCAGUGAAGCUGACAAAAACAAGAAGUAUUGUUCAGCCAAGGCGAGACACACGUGGGCAAAAGACAGGCGUGUGGUGCUUGUAAGUUCCCAUGAAAGGAAAAAGUGGACGACAGUUAGACCACUUCCAACCAAAAAACCCAUCCCAUCUCAAUUUGAGAUUUGCAUGCACGUGACGGCUGGCAAAAAGUGUCAGUACAUUGGGAAUUGCACAUUUGCCCACAGUGUAGAAGAAAGAGACCUUUGGACCUACAUGAAGGAAAACAACAUUCCAGAUAUGGAUCAGCUUUAUGAGCAGUGGCUGCAGUCCCAGAAGCCUGGCUGGGGUGAAGAGACCUCCAAUAACUCUGUCAGAGAGAAUGGCAAACAGAUCCACAUGCCAACAGACUACGCUGAAGAAGUGGCUGGGAAUCACUGUUGGCUCUGUGGUAAAAACUGCAACAGUGAGAAGCAGUGGCAGCAGCAUAUUACUUCAGAAAAACACAAAGACAGAGUUUUCAACUCUGAGGAUGAUCAGAACUGCUGGCAGUAUCGGUUUCCCACAGGAACUUUCAAAGUUUGUGAGAGGUUCCUCAAAGGCACAUGCACAGAGGAUGAGUUGUGUAAGCUGGCACACGGGGAGCAGGAACUAAAAGAGUGGAUGGAGCGCCGGGAAUUCCUUUUGAUGAAACUUGCCAAAGCCAGAAAAGACCAUCUUAUAGCACCAAAUGACAAUGACUUUGGAAAAUACAGUUUUCUGCUUAAAGACAUUAUAUAAUGAUGUGAUGACAAUAUUCACGCUCAGUUGCAAAUAAUGCAGUAUUCAAACAGUCUAGAGUCAGGUGAUCCCUGAGGGCCUCCUAGGUGCACAGGAAACUGCCUGAUCACAGCAUGAUUUUAAAGAGCGGGUUCAGGACCAGCCCUCUGAUUGGCUGCUGGAUUACUCUCAUCUGAACUACAGAAGUGUUAUUGUUAACAACUAAAUGAGUGGGAGACACUUGUAAGCUUUGCUAUGCGCCAUUCAUUAGAAUAUCUGAAAAUGGUGCUGAAAAUAGCAUGUGUGAACCUUGAUCAGAGAUGUGUUCAGAUACAGUUGACAAAGUAAUUUCGUCUCAUAAGCAGUUUGUAUAUGUUAAUGACCUUUACUUUAAAUAUGUUUUAAGUAUGGAAUACUUAAAUUGAGAGUUCAGUUGACACUCUUAUUUUAAUCGGUCAGCAUAGGUCAUUUUCCCUUUCCAUUUAUCUAAUAGUGUUACCAGUGUAACGGGCACCACACCAAAUAAAGCUUCUUUUCUUAA